AUGGCCACUAACAUUGUGUUCCACGAAGGCUCCGUGACUGGGUCUCAGCGUGCCGCAUCGCUCAAGCAGAAAGGCGUCACCAUUUGGCUGACUGGACUCAGUGCCAGUGGUAAAUCCACGAUCGCCUGUGCACUGGAGCAGCAUCUUUUGCACUUGCAAAAAUUUUGCUAUCGAUUGGAUGGCGACAAUGUCCGCUUCGGCCUCAACAAGGAUCUUGGUUUCGACGAGAAGUCCAGGAACGAGAAUAUUCGCCGAAUUGGGGAGGUGUCGAAGCUUUUCGCAGACGCAUGCUGCAUUGUCGUAACCGCAUUCAUUUCGCCUUACCGCUCGGAUCGGGCGUUGGCGCGUGACUUGCAUGAGAAAGCGGGGCUUAGUUUCGUCGAAGUUUUUGUCGAUGCUCCCCUCGAGGUCGUGGAACGGCGUGAUCCUAAAGGGCUAUACAAGAAAGCUCGAGCGGGAGAGAUCAAAGACUUCACAGGCAUUUCAGCGCCUUAUGAGCCCCCAGAGAAGCCAGAGGUUCAUAUUAGAACUGAUCAAUGCGACGUCACGGAUGCCGUCCGCAUCAUCACUGAAUAUCUCACUGAGCACGGCUUCAUAUAG
Molecule: messenger RNA, 600 nt
Organism: Fibroporia radiculosa
Lineage: Eukaryota; Fungi; Basidiomycota; Agaricomycetes; Polyporales; Fibroporiaceae
Exons: 5
Coding region: 1-600 (199 amino acids)
Biological process (GO): sulfate assimilation
Molecular function (GO): ATP binding; adenylylsulfate kinase activity
Source: RefSeq, a predicted model, not a curated record